GGCGGGGUAAAGGGGCGGGGUGAAGUGACCGGAAGUACGGCUGCAGCGGAACCCACGUGGGGACGCGAUGGGGAUCGGGGGCAAAAUCAACCGGCCCCGAACGGAGCUGCGCAAGAAGCUUUUCAAGCGGCGGCGGGAGCUGGCGCGGGGGCGGCGGCAGAAGCGGCGGUCGGUGUCGGUCCCGGCGGCUCCGGUCCCGCUCUGGGGGAAGCGGCGGAGGAAGGAGCUGAAGCGGCUGCGGGGAGCGGCCAAGAGGGCGCUGGAGGCGGCCGUGACCGAGGCGAAAAAGCCAGAGAAGGAGAAGAGGACCGGCAAGGACGGCGACGUGGAAAUGGCAGAGGUGGCACCAGAGUGACCGCAGUGCCACCAGUGCCACCAGUUCAUCCUGCUGGGCUCACUGGGCGCUCACCGCUGUCCCCAAAACAUCACCGGUGCCCUGUCGCUGUUCUCGGUGUCUGCGCCAGCGUCACCAGAUUCUCACCACUGUGUCCCCAGUCCAUCUGCAAUGUCCCCAGUUUACACCAGCGUCCCCAGUCCCUGUUCCCAGCUCCUCCCCAGUGUCCUCAACCCCUCCUCAGUGUCCCCAGUCCCCGUGCCCAGCCCCGAUCGGUGUCCCCAGCAAUAAACUCGCUCUCCUCUG
Catharus ustulatus (Swainson's thrush) is the source of this 640-nucleotide messenger RNA. RefSeq names its product chromosome 32 C11orf98 homolog (gene C32H11orf98). The coding region runs from base 68 to 355 and encodes 95 amino acids. NCBI's taxonomy places the organism in Eukaryota, Metazoa, Chordata, Aves, Passeriformes, Turdidae. The record is from RefSeq and is a predicted model, not a curated record. The transcript is spliced from 4 exons.